Messenger RNA from Hypoxylon trugodes, 2382 nucleotides. RefSeq lists its product as uncharacterized. The transcript is spliced from 2 exons. The record is from RefSeq and is a predicted model, not a curated record. Lineage: Eukaryota; Fungi; Ascomycota; Sordariomycetes; Xylariales; Hypoxylaceae. Bases 361 to 1716 code for a protein of 451 amino acids.
ACCAAACCAAGUAACAAAACACAACAUUUAUGUAAAUUCAUCCGAAUAUUCAUGAAAUCGGGAACCAAGAAAUAUUUGUCGGCAAACAACAAUUCUAAUGUUUUUCUAGUGACGAAAAUUUGCAUCACAUCGUCAGUAAUAGCACGAUAUGCUUCAGUAAAUUUGAUUUCAAUCAUCACGAAGUCAAUCUACGAGGGCGUCACUAAAUUAAUUUUUUCUUCAAUUAAAGUUGAACUCAAGUAAAACUUUGUUUGCGAAGUUAGUUCGGAAUACCUACAUUUAUAGGUAUUUAAGGACGACUUAGACCCUCACUUCGAUUCCCUUUCUCUUCCCUGCCUUCCUUUGUUGGUCUUGCCUGCCAUGCUAGCAGCUCGUGGUCAGGAAAAUCUCACCUUCAAUCGGCAAAAUAAUGCUGCCCUCAAGCAGCAGGGUCAAGCCAAACACGCAAAGACGCCAUUAAAGGUCCCUCUAAACGAUGAGAAUGCGGCUGGUGGUGCUAAGAGCAUCUUAGCCGGUAAAACACGAGGCAAUGAGAAUCAAUUGACCUCUAAAGGAGCCGGGCUGGGAAAAUCCAAUCUAGCUACCCCUUCAGGGCAACCCAGCAGAGCACCACUAGGAAACAAGACAACGAAUGCUAAAGCCAAGGGACAACAGACCGUCAAUGUCAAAAGUGCCAUUCGCGAAAUCGAGAAGUCCAACGCGAAGCAACCCACAACAACUCGACCCAAACCGAAGCAUCCGCACUCCGAGUUACAGAAGUUAGGGGUCUUCCCCGAAGAGACAGAAUUAUCGAGUGAAGAUGAAUAUUGUCCUCCGGUCCGCUAUAGCGGCUCCCCUUACCGGUCCGAGACCCUACCCGAUGGUACCAUUAGGCAUUCUCCUGUCAGAGAAGAUAACUUCAAGAACAACCUCUGGGGCAACUAUCUUCCUGUCGAUGCCUUCGGCGUUCCUCCGCGCAUGGGAUAUAGUAACUCGAAAGCAAAGAGAGAAUGUAACAAGGAAAUCAUAGGAGAGAUGAACAAUAUCAAAUGGGGUCUUAAAGAUGAAAGCGAAGCUAGCAAAAAGCAAGCGUCUGCUUCGGGCGACUUAAUACCGGACGAAGAGGCCAUCGCAGAGAGACGAAGAAAACAAAGGAAUUUGAACACUCUACGACUGAAGAAGGCUGUCGAUGCUCUACCCUUAGAAGAUACAACUAAGUCAGCGCAACGACAAGCGCUAAAGUCGGCAAACUCAAACAGGGCCCCAAGCACAAGCAAGAAGACCACGGCUAUCCCGAUUCCCAGCUUCAAACGACAACCUAGCGUUCGUAGCCAGGCUCAACCCCAGGGAAUUCCUAGGAAGACGUCUAUGGAGAUCGAAGCCAACUCGAGGACUACCAUUGGUUAUAAUAAAGGUCGAUCCAUAUCUGGUGCGGUUACGCUCGCCCAAAAGGCCAGAAUGCCUUCCAAUCCCGUGCCGAGAACUGGCUUUUCUCGUUCUAACACGACCAUAUCAAACAACUCUGAUGAGACUAUUACUCCUGCUCGAUAUGCUAACUCACAAGUCUCGGCUGCGGAGGAAGAUGAGCAAUGGAAGGAGAAAGUUCCCUUCCUGUCGAUCUUCAACCCCGAACAAGAGAUCAAUUUUGAUGAGGAGGACGACGACGAUUUCGAUCUUCUUGCCGGUAGCAAGGCUAAUGUCGACGAUGACGACUUCGCGUUCAAGCUUUCAGAAUAGAAGACUUAAUACCAAAUUGUUAUUGGCAUCGGCGUUGGUGGUCAGAUCGGUUACAUGGAGUUUGCUUUGCGUUGGCAUACAUGAGUGUUGAAUCUUUGCUUGCAUGCAGAGGAGGUACACAAUGAUGUCAUGGCCGAAGCUUGUAUUCAUAGGUCAUUAACUCCAUACUUCACACUUUAUGAAUUCAGUACUUUGUCUACUUAAUGCUCAGUACACGCAGGUUAACCUGUAUAGUACCUACCUGGCUUAGAGACGAAAUACUGAAAGCUUAUUCUGCAAAUUACAUAUAUUGCCGUGUUGUGGCAAUCGUAAAAUGUAAAUGACUUCGGUAGACCUGCGAAUAACAUUUGUUAGGCUUUCGGUGUUGCCGGAUCGGAGGCCUGGCAAGUUGCCGAGCCACACAUCGUUUUAUACUUUGACCAUGACAAGCUCAAUGACUAUUAGAAACAUUUGAAACGAUGACUUAGUACUAAUAAACCGAAUACUAUUCCUCAUUUAACUUGAUCACUCAUAGCCCAGGUAAUCAAACCUACUCGAUUGAACAAAGCACACGUACUUAAUGCGACGAAUAAUUAUAAGAUGUUCGGUUGGUCGUAGCUUGCGAGUAAGAUUUAGACCGAAUUCGUCAGCUAUUUAUGAGGGACAAUGGAUAAGAUUCAUCUCUCU